UUAUGCCUGGAAUGGGUGAAGGGGUCAAUCAGUGGAUCUUUCCUAGCAGCAAAUGGUUUUGCUAAACCGCUGACCACUGCAAGGAGACUGUCACACACCCCCAGUGGGACGUAAGUAUAACUGCCUUCUGGCUCCUCCUAUGGUAUCUUAAACGUCUGUGUAAAAUCCACCAUGAAAAGGAAGUGGAUUAAUUGCAGUCUUUGAAAUCAUCAUUGGUGUUCUUGGUGCUGCCAAGGCAUUGCAAAAAAAAAAAAAAAAAAUCCACAGACAUCUGAUAAUUAAGAUCAAUGCACUAAUCUGCAAUCAUCAAACAUGGCCAAAAUGAAUAACCUGUGGAAUACAGAAGCUUUUACAGACAAUGCGUACAUAUCAAAACGAAGUAUUAGGAAGAUUCUUAUCAGGAAGAGGCAUUAUCUGCCUGCGGAGAACAAGAUUUCUGACCCCAACAAUAAAAUAAAUCCGGUUCUACCUAUUGAGAAGAACAUUAAUGCUUCAACUAGUUGUGUAGAAGAGAUAACAGUACAAGAGUUGGGAUCUCAAAUUUCAAGCACUCAAUUCUAUAUUCCUGCAAAAUAUUCUGAACAAUGCUGUGGAACAGACAGAGAACUGGAUGAAAAAGAAAUAGAGACUGGGUCUGGAUCUGACCCCAGUUCCCAACUGAACCACAAGGACUCAGAACCAACCAGCAUCCCCCAUGUGAAGGUAAAAGAGGAGGUAGACAUCACUAAAGCAUGUGGCCUGGCAGGAAUUCAGCCAGAGACUGAGGCUGAGGAGGAUGAAUGCGAUGUAGAGGGAAACACAGAUGACACACCCAAAUCUCCAGAGAAUCAGCUUUUAAAAAGUCAAUUAAUGUUCGCCACCAUGAAGAAACGAGGGAUGGAGGGAGACACCGAAAAUCGGCCAUACAAGUGCACCUACUGCAACUGGGCUUUCAAAAAGUCCAGCAACCUGCUCAGCCACAUCGAUACACACCGAGGACUCAAACCGCAUGUUUGUGACCUGUGUGGGAAAGCUUACUCGCACCAGGGGACUCUUCAACAGCACAAGCGGCUGCACACGGGCGAAAGGCCGUACCAGUGCCCUUUUUGUGAAAAAAGCUACAUUUGGUCUUCUGAUUUCCGCAAACACAUCCGAACGCACACCGGAGAGAAACCGUAUAUCUGUGAGGAAUGCGGCAAGGACUUUGUGAGAUCUUCUGACUUGCGAAAACACGAGCGCAACAUGCACACCAACAACAAGCCGUUUCUCUGCAAGCACUGUGGGAAAACUUUUAACAAACCAUUGUCCCUUCACCGUCAUGAGCGCACACAUUUGGGCGAGAGGCCGUUCAUCUGUCCAGACUGCGGGAAGGCGUUUGCAUUAGCCAGUCGUAUGACAGAGCACAGGAAGAUUCACAGCGGCGUACGUCCCUACACCUGCACUGUUUGCUCCAAAUCUUUCACCAAGUCCUCCAACCUCGCAGAGCAUCUCACAGUCCACAGUGGAGUCCGACCACACAAGUGCUCAGAAUGUGGAGUGGCAUUCGCCAUGGCAUCCCGACUGGUGCGGCAUCAGCGUAUUCAUAAAGCAGAGCAGUCCUAUCCGUGCCAGGACUGUGAUCUGUCAUUCAGCCACAUCACAGCACUCAAGAAGCAUCAGAAGAAGCAUACUGAAGGCAUGAUCUUCGUAUGUGGACAGUGCAGUAAAUCUUUCCACCAGGAAUUCCUUCUCAAAGAACACAUGCAGAGCCAUGCAGACACUGAGACUUGCAUUGCCUAAAACCCAUUUUGCACUUAGGUAACUGGAGGAGAGUAAGUAAGCCUAGGUUGUUCUCUUUCUUUCACAAUUAAGCCUUAACAACAUAGUAACAUUUAGCUAGGUAUUCAAAGCCAUUUGUUAGGACCGUAGCUUUCUUUCUUACGCCUUAAUAACAAAGUUACAUUUAAUUUAGUUUAGAUAGGACCUGAUAGGACCUUGCCAUUUAUUUAUUUAUUUUAUUUAUUUUUGUGGUGUAAAAGUGCAGAAACUUGUAGGGACCACCUUGGUUGUGAAUAAAUCUGUGUAUAUUCUGAACAAAAGAAAACCAUAAAUAAAUGAAAAAUACGAAAUGUUGUUAACAUGUUGGUGACCUAUAUGUAAAAUGUUUAAAGGACAAUGUCGACCAAGGCUUUUUGGACAAUGCAGAACAUCUCAGAAAUAUUGUGAUUUCUUUUAGCAGUACAGUAUGAUUUACACAGUGCUACUUAUUUCAAUGAAGAAAAUUUGUUGUUAUUCGCCAUAUGUUAUUACCUUUAACUUUCCCUGACUUUGAAUGCAUGCAGCAGGUGAAUAUGUGCAUUUGUAUCUUGAGACUUAAGGGAUGGUGCUGUUUGUACAUGUUAUAUAAUGGAUCAAACUAAUAAUAAUACUGUUACAUUUCAUGCAGCUAAAAUAACCGACACGAGAACACUAUGUUGUUAUGGUGUUUCAGUGAAGGAGAAUGUCAAAAUGUAGUCUUAUUUAAGAUUCUUGCCUUUGUUUGAAACAGGGGAGAUUGUUGUUUUAGAGAUUAAAUUUUGAAUCGUACUUGAGAACAUUAAACCUAAUACUCAGAGUG
Molecule: messenger RNA, 2575 nt
Organism: Danio rerio (zebrafish)
Lineage: Eukaryota; Metazoa; Chordata; Actinopteri; Cypriniformes; Danionidae
Source: RefSeq, a predicted model, not a curated record